CGCAUCCAGUAUUGUCAUCUACUCUUAUCCCAACUACACACCGCGGCAUACUAUCGCAUGAGCCUCACGCUACACUCGCCAGGCAACCAGCUCUACAUUCUGAGCCUAGUUAGCCUCUGUGGCCCUGGGAUGAUGUUUGCCCUCAUUUCCCUGGGUAGUGCGACCUGAGAAGAGCCCGGAUCCCGACAAUAUGUUCGAGAUCAACCUGAGUCUUAUCGUCAGUUUCCUCCUGACUGGCAUUUUCAGCUUCCUUGGCUGCAACAUCCUGUACCGCAUUGGUGUUCGUUUGUGCAUGUUCGCAUCUUGCAUUUUCAUAUCGUUCUACUCAUUUACCUAUGCGUAUCGCUACAUAGCGGAAAUCAACGACCCGCCUAUAGCGCUGAGCAUCGUUUCUGCAGUGUUCAUGGGCAUUGGCGUCGGGGUAUUCUUCUCGAUUCAGACAACAAUCAAUAUCAAGUACCCGCGCGAGGAGGUCCGCGGCAAAUACCUAGCCAUCUUUGCUGCGUUCUUCAACCUGGGCGGCAUGCUGGGUCGGGAUUCUCCAGACGGCAAGCGGAGCAGUUUCUCCAACUACACAUACCUUUCCUUGGGUAUCGUCCAGGUAUUUGGCGCAGUAAUCUCUCUUGCUCUUGUCUCUCCAACAAAGGUCAGGCGCGAUGAUAGUACAGUCGUCAUGUCGCACUCGGCAGAUCCUGUCGUCAAAGAGCUGGCGAAUAUGGUCAAACACCUUGUGUCAAAGUGGGCGCUGCUCUUUGCCACACCAUAUAUAGUCUCGCACAUCGGGUUCGCCUACACCUCGAAUAUCCUCAACGGCGCUGUUUUUGAUGCUCGCACGCGUGGAUUCAACAACAUAUUCUUCUGGCUUGCCAAGACAGUCGGCGCGGUCGUGCUGGGUCUUAUUCUUGAUCACACCAAAUGGAGUCGGCGGCGUCGGGCCAUCACUGCUGUUGUCAUUCUAGCGCUUGUCUCAAACGGGGUUUGGAUUGGAGGAAUUUUCAACCAGAUGCAGAUGUUCCCGUCUGGGAACAUUGGCCAUUUUCAUGAAAAGCCUCUUGAUUACACCGACCCUGCUGCCGGCCCCACUAUCACGCUGUAUGCGUUCUUCGGGCUCUUCAUCGGCAUCUUUGACACGUGCAUCAUGUGGUUCAUUAGUCUGCUCUCGGACGACUUUGAUGUCACAGGAAGAAACGUCAGCGUGUUCCGCGGGCUCCAGGCACUUGGGACAGCCGUUUCGUGGGUCAUGGUGAAUAACAUGUCCAUCUCGACUCUUUGCUAUGUCAACUGGGGCCUGCUCCUUCUUGGCCUGUGCCCGCUCGCCUACUUUGCCCUGGUCAUCCUGCGCAAUAAUACUGUCCCAUCAGAGUAUGACGUUGACAUGGAAUUUGCUGAGCUUCGGACGCCUUCAUACACCUACAAGGCAUCCUCAGAAUAUUAUCUUUAAAUACCACUCUUUACGAUCUGUUUAUU
Messenger RNA from Linderina pennispora, 1467 nucleotides. RefSeq lists its product as uncharacterized. The record is from RefSeq and is a predicted model, not a curated record. The coding region runs from base 191 to 1441 and encodes 416 amino acids. Gene Ontology annotation, molecular function: transmembrane transporter activity. Gene Ontology annotation, biological process: transmembrane transport. Lineage: Eukaryota; Fungi; Kickxellomycota; Kickxellomycetes; Kickxellales; Kickxellaceae. The transcript has 2 exons.